Molecule: messenger RNA, 438 nt
Organism: Micromonas commoda
Lineage: Eukaryota; Viridiplantae; Chlorophyta; Mamiellophyceae; Mamiellales; Mamiellaceae
Exons: 1
Coding region: 1-438 (145 amino acids)
Biological process (GO): vesicle-mediated transport; protein transport
Cellular component (GO): intracellular membrane-bounded organelle
Source: RefSeq, a predicted model, not a curated record
AUGACCGUGCGGUUCGUGCUGCUGGUCAACAAGCAGGGCCAGACCAGGCUCGCGCACUACAAUGAGAUCGUGCCAAAAGCCGAGCGGAGGCAGAUCGAGGGGGAGAUGGUGCGCAAGUGCCUGACGAGGAGCGAUAAGCAGUGCUCUAUCGUCGAGCAUCGGGGGAUGAAGGUCAUAUACCGGAGGUACGCCUCCUUGUUCUUCAUCGUCGGGGUGGACGAGCACGAGAACGAGCUCGCGGUACACGAGUUCAUACACUGCGUCGUGGAGACGCUCGAUAGACACUUCGGGAACGUGUGCGAGCUGGACAUCAUGUUCCACCUGGAGAAGGCCCACUACAUCCUGGAGGAGAUGGUGACGAAUGGACAAAUCGUGGAGACCAACAAGUCCAUCGUCCUCGGGCAGACGGUGAUGUACGACCCGCCGCCGGAGAAGUAG